Megalobrama amblycephala (Wuchang bream) is the source of this 3465-nucleotide messenger RNA. RefSeq names its product myelin-associated glycoprotein-like. Lineage: Eukaryota; Metazoa; Chordata; Actinopteri; Cypriniformes; Xenocyprididae. Bases 188 to 1147 code for a protein of 319 amino acids. The record is from RefSeq and is a predicted model, not a curated record. The transcript is spliced from 8 exons.
GGAUGCAUGAGAACAUGAUAAAUUAAAUAAAUUUGAAUUCUCAGAAAACUGUGGGGCAAAUUAUACUUCCUGUUGUUUUUUUAGUCAGUUUAUAUCUCUGGUUUGCAUUAGAAUUCAGUCAGUCAUUCAGUCAGUAAAGGCACACCAGUCACACUCUGAAAAAUAAGUUUAUAGAGUCCAGUCCAGCAUGGGUACACGGGCACGAGUUCUUCUCUGCUGGCUUCAGGUGAUUGGUGCUGUCGUGUUUGGAGAUGUUUGGAAGGUGAAGGUAGAGUCUGAAAUGGAGGCUCUGGUCUCAUCUUGUGUCGUGUUGCCCUGUUCAUUCAAAUACCCUGCUCAAAAACAGCCUUCCAGUCGUAUUAAAGGCAUGUGGCACAUGAAGGACAAAGGGGAGGAUUACAUCUAUCACAAUGAUCCUACAAAAGUUCUAGAGAAUUUCAAGGAUCGUACAGAACUGAUUGGUUCACUGGGUGCUUUAAACUGCUCCUUGGAGAUUGAUGAAGUCAAAAACCAUGACAACGGCCCGUAUUGUUUCAGGGUGGAAUUAGAGACAUCUGAAAAAGACAAGUACUCCUUUGUGGAGAACUGUGUGAGAAUUAAUAUGAUUGAGCAAGCAUCAAAACCUGUGCUGCAGUCUGAGGCGUUUGUGCAAGAGGGUGAAUCCACAGUCUUCAGAUGCUCUGUCCGGCACACCUGUCCAUCCCAUCAGCCCACACUCAGCUGGAGCCACUCUGGAAAAACAAUCAUGAGCUAUAAGGACAUUGGUCAUGGAAAAUGGGAGGCAGAAUCUCUCCUUACCUUCAUCCCAACAAAAGAGGAUAAUCUCAACUCUAUCACAUGCACUGUCAAGUACCACGGGAGUGUCCGGGGUGAAAUGCAAGCCACAGAGCGUAUCACUGUGAAAGAACAAGCAACUCUCAACCACAUCCUCAUACCAGCCAUCUCUGGGCUUGGAGCUGCGCUUUUUGUUGGAUUACUGUGUGUCUUCAUUGUCAAGAGAUACAAGAAUCGCAUUGCAGAGCUGCAAUCCAGAAACGACAAUGGAAUAUGGAGUCGACUUUCAAGAAUGUCUCGCAGGUUUCGUUCAGGUGAAGGCAGCAGUGGUCCAGGUGGCUUAGAGCAGAGUCAACCACACAACAGGUUCUAAUGCGCUCUUCUGCAACAAACCAGGACAAAACAAAUCCUCUUAUGCUGUCGUUCCCAAACCUGUCCUGAAUGACCCCCAGCACUGCACAUUUUGUAUGUCGCCCUUAUCUGACACACCUACUUCAGGUCUUGCAGUCAGAGAUCGUAUUAUUAUAGGGAGAUAAGAGGGUCUGUAUCUCUUACAACUGAAGAAAGCAUAAUGGCUAAUUUAAUCACAUGCGGCCCCUCUCGGCCUAUUGUGUCGCCGUUCAAAACUCCUCCCUGCGUACCGCCAGUUAGCAUUAGCCGUUAUGCUUUUUUGGCUAAAGGUUGCAGGCUUGCCUUCCAGUGGCUUUGUUACAGUCUCUACUAAUGAGCUGAUGAGUUGAAUCAGGUGUGUUAGAUGAGAGAGACAUCGAAAAUGUGCAGUGCUGGGGGUCCUCCAGGACAGGUUUGGGAACCACUGCUCUAAUGGAAAUUUACUCAAUCUGUGGUUGAAUUUGGAUUUUAGGUAUGAUAUGGAGUUAUCAGCAGUAAUUGACGGUGUAGGGUUGGAUAGUAUCUGUAAUCCAUAAUUUAUACUAGGACAAUAAAUAGAUAAAAGUUUAUAUAUUAGUGAAUAAUUUUAUAUUAAUCUGUUAAGCCUGUUCAGAUGCAAAGUUGUACUAUUCUCAUAAAAGUCAUUUUCUCCCUGUUUUUCACUAGAAAUAGCACUGUCAGAUAAAUUGUCAAAUAUUCAUUAUGAAUAUUGACAAAUAUGGUAAACAUGGUAUAUAUGGGAUGUAAUGGAUUUUUUUUUUUUUUUUUUUUUUUGGUAUUGUAGUUAAUAAUGGCCUAGUUACAAUAAGGGAAGUCACCUAAACUUAGAUCAGUUGUUUUACAUAUUUUGAUUAUUGUUAAUCUGUGUGACCUUACUGAACAGGUAAAUAUAUAUAUAUAUAUAUAUAUAUAUAUACACACAAAGAGUCAAAUUGUGGUGCUGGUGCUGAUGUGUUAUUUUGGAUCUGUGUAAGAUGCUUCCUGCUGAUAAAAGCACACAGAUCUGUUUCCAAUUUUUAAUAAUCUAAUUAUACAUUAUAUAUAAGUGCUGUCAAAAUUAACAUGUUAAUUAUUGCGAUUAUUAUUAUUAUUAUUUUUUAAGUUUAACGCUUUCAAAAUAGCCUAUUUAAUGCAAUUAAAGCAGCAUCCUUUUUUUUUUUCCUGGCAUGCUUUUGCUAGCAUUACAGUAUAUGAUUGUGCUCUCAUUCAUUCAAGUGCUUUUAAACCAUUCAAGCACAAUAAGAUGCAAAAGAGAACUCAAUUCAGUACUGGUGCACUGUCUGUGAAGCUCUCUGUAAACAACCUGAAACGUGUGCACAGAAAGCCGCUUCUCAGCAUUCCAGUACAGAUUUGAAUUCUCUUUUGCGUAUUAUCACACCUGAACCGAACAAACACACAAAAUUAUGUCAAAAUGCCCAUUUUUUUAAGACAGUAAAGAGUUGGGAGAAUCGAUAUGAAAUUAAUUAAGAAAAUCAGAUAUGUCAGAUUUGCGUCAUGUCUUAAAGUGACACAAGCAGACUUCAGCUUGCCUAAUAAACAAGCUGAAGUCUGUCAUUAAUGUUAAUCCAACAAAAGAAAAAAAGAGAAAACCACAAAAUGCUCUUGACUGAAUAGCAUUUGUAGCUUUAAUAAUGAUUCAUCUGCAUUUAAUUUAUACAGUGCAGUGUUAUUUUACAUUUGAUUAGUUUAUUCAAUUUCUGUAUGUUUUUGUAUAUGUUUAGACCUACCUGAAAAUCUUAAAGCACUGUUUUACAAGACAUUAUAUGGGUCAAGAACAACGAAAAAAAAAGUUUACAGAAAAAAGCCUAUUAAAUGUUUUUUUAAAAAAUGCUUUUCAAUUAUACUUUAAAAUCGAAUGGAUAUGGCUAAAAAAAAAAAAAAUCUGUAUCAGUGACAAUGGCCUUCAUUCAAAGUAGGUUACUUGGUAAAAGAUGCCAUUAAACACAUAAUUUAAAUAAACUAUUUAUGUUUCUACAUUAAUUUGGAGGUUCAGGGGUUGGUCUGUUGGCAGGUAAUCACCUAAAAUCUUAGGGAGAUUAAGUGAAAAUGUUGUUUUACUAAAAUACACCAUUAAUUGCUUUUAACUUUGAUUUGUUUGUAAUUUUGAGAAGUGUUAGCACUUUUUAAAGUUGUGUCAUGUCUAGAAUCAAUAAAAUAUCAUUGUAAAUUUCACUGCAUUAUAAACAGUAUUAAUGUUUGUAACUUUUUGGUGUCUUAAUUGUAAACAAAGCCACUAAUACAGCACAAAAGAUUGUUUUAUCAUUAAAUGUGACAUUUCAAACAGUCGUUGUGUCUUAUCUU